This is a messenger RNA of Hippocampus comes (tiger tail seahorse), 1247 nucleotides long. Its product is annotated as leukocyte surface antigen CD53. Gene Ontology annotation, cellular component: plasma membrane. The record is from RefSeq and is a predicted model, not a curated record. Bases 325 to 1017 code for a protein of 230 amino acids. Lineage: Eukaryota; Metazoa; Chordata; Actinopteri; Syngnathiformes; Syngnathidae. The transcript has 8 exons.
CCUGAGACUUUGUCUGCAUCUGUGUUCAGGUGGACAGCAUUAGACACCUUGAUGAGAGCAGGCUUUUCACAUUCCAGAUGCGGCGAGAAAUUAACUGUUGUUGUUUUGCUUUAUUCCGUGCUGAACGAGCUCACUCAUAGAUUUUUCACCCGAUGUUUAGAAAGAGGAAAUAAGACAGCGCUGAAAAGCCCCAUGAGGCACAGCACAGUCCUCAGUAUGAAGAGAAGGGGAAGUGUAAGCAGCAGCUGAGUUCUCAAAAACAACAGCAAAAACAAAAAUAAGAAUUGAUCACUGUCUUCUAAAAAAAAAAAGAACCUCGCCACGAUGACCCACGGAUGCCUCAAGUGUUUAAAGUACACCAUGUGUGUCGCCAACUUUCUUUGUUUUAUGUCUGGCGUGGCCGUGCUGGGCUUCGGCGUGUUCCUGAUGGUGAACUUCAAACUGACGGCACUCACACCUUCCCUGGCCAACUUUAAUUUAGCCAACAUGUUGCUGAUCAGUGGCAUCAUCAUCUCGUGUGUUUCCUUCCUGGGCUUCCUGGGAGCUCUGAAAGAGAACCGCUGCCUCCUACUGACGUUCUUCCUGAUGCUCUUCUUCCUGCUGCUGGUGGAGCUGACUGCUGCGUGCUUGCUUCUCCUCUACGAACGAGACAUUGACAAAUGGGUGGAGCGUGAUCUGAACGACGGUUUGAAGCAAGCAAAAGGGAAACAUCCGGAUGAGUACCGCAGUGAGUGGGAUCUGGUCCAGAAAACGUUUGAUUGUUGCGGGGUGCACAAUGUGUCAGACUGGGGAGAUAAUGUGCCAGAUUCCUGCUGCUUUCAAGACUGCAUCGACUCACAGAUGCGACAGUACAGAUCAACUGGCUGUUUGGACAAGAUAAGGAGCUGGUUUGAAGAAAAUUUCCUCACCACUGGGAUUUCUGUUAUUGUCCUCUGCAUUAUUGAGGUCUUAGGGAUGUGUUUUGCCAUGACACUCUUCUGCCACAUCAGCAGAUCUGGACUGGGCUACAUGUUGUAGAACAGAGAACAGCGUGUGUUUCCAUUUAACAGUUUUCAAUGUUUAGUUAGUUGCGUCCUUCCAAAUACUCAUGACUUGACUGAGCAAAACUGUUCAUUAAUGACAUUUUCUAAAUUGUGACUCAUGACUUACACAUGUAGCUUGGAUUUUUCCCAGUUUAAUCAAUUCAGUGUCUUUGUUCACAUUUCCAUGUACGUACCGAAAAUAAACCUCCAGUUUGUCUCCAAGCC